This is a messenger RNA of Dipodomys ordii (Ord's kangaroo rat), 938 nucleotides long. RefSeq names its product phytanoyl-CoA 2-hydroxylase (gene Phyh). Gene Ontology annotation, biological process: fatty acid alpha-oxidation. Gene Ontology annotation, molecular function: phytanoyl-CoA dioxygenase activity. NCBI's taxonomy places the organism in Eukaryota, Metazoa, Chordata, Mammalia, Rodentia, Heteromyidae. The coding region runs from base 15 to 938 and encodes 307 amino acids. The record is from RefSeq and is a predicted model, not a curated record. The transcript is spliced from 8 exons.
UGCACGCCGCCGCCAUGGACGCGCGCGCCGCCGCCCGCCUGCGGACCGUCCUGGGCCACCUCGGCCGCCUUGAGCCCCGGGACGUUGUAGCACACCCCACUUCUGGGACUGUUUCUCCCACCAGUUUCCAUCCUCAACAAUUCCAGUUUACUUUGGAUAACAGCAUCCUCAGCCUGGAGCAGAGACAAUUUUAUGAAGAAAAUGGUUAUCUUGUUAUUAAAAAUCUGGUAUCUGAUGAGGAUAUCCAGCGCUUCAGGGAUGAAUUUGGAAAAAUCUGUAGGAAAGAAGUGAAGCUGGACAGAUUGGUAAUAAUGAAGGAUGUGUCCAUUUCAAAGUUGCAACUUGCUCCAAGUGAGAAAGUGGUCACGAAGAUUCAGGAUUUCCAAGAAGACCCGGAGCUCUUCAGAUACUGCACACUUCCCCAGAUCCUGAAAUAUGUGGAGUGUUUCACUGGACCCAAUAUUAUGGCCAUGCACACCAUGCUGAUAAACAAGCCACCUGAUACUGGCAAGAAGACAUCCCGGCAUCCCUUGCACCAGGAUCUGCACUACUUCCCCUGCGGGCCCAGCAAUCUCAUUGUUUGUGCGUGGACCGCGAUGGAGCAUAUUGACCGGAACAAUGGUUGUCUGGUUGUGCUCCCAGGCACCCACAAAGGCUCCCUGAAACCCCAUGAUUAUCCGAAGUGGGAGGGAGGAGUUAACAAAAUGUACCAUGGGAUCCAGGACUACGAUGAGAACAGUGCCCGCGUGCACCUCGUGAUGGAGAAGGGAGACACUGUUUUCUUUCACCCCUUGCUCAUCCAUGGAUCUGGACGGAACAAAACUCAAGGGUUCCGGAAAGUAGGCAUUCCCAUCGCUGCUCCCAUUGGCAAAGAUGGAUGUGUGAGCUGCUCUGCCACACCCUACGGCUAUGAUGGUCUGAAACCUAAGAACCCAUAA